UGCCUUAAAGAUUCAAUUCCAGUUUCCAAAGGUGCAACUUUGAUACUCAAGAUUUUUCCUUUUAUGUAGUUUAUGCUUUGGUUUUGUAUUAAAAUUCAUUAUCGUUACUGGAUAAUCUGUUGAAUUGUCUCUCUGGGCAUGCUUUAUUUACAUAAAUCUGGAAGCUGUUCAGCUGUAUCUGUGUUAGCAUGAAUAAUUAUCCAUUUGGGUCAAAUAGUCCAAAGCCCUUCGAUGCAUAUCCAAGGGGUGACUUUGAUAUUGAAUUAGGCACCAUCAAAAGAACCAAAAGGUCUAGAAAUGCAUCGUUUUCCCCUGGUAGAAUGAUUAAAUCCUUGGCUAACAGGCUUCAUUACUAUUACAAGUUACACCCAUUCCUUGUUUUCUUUGUUUCCUUGGCAUUUGGGGUCAUUAUCCUUAUAGUUUUAUCUCUAUAUGAGCACAACUAUAGAAUGCUAAGAAAUUAUGGGAAACUUGAUGAUGGAUUCGGUAAUUAUUAUCCGUAUGCCAAGCUUAAGAAUCUUGUCAUGGUUGCUGGGCAUUCGGUUUAUACAAGUAGUAGAUGUGGAAGAGUUGAUAAGGAGGAUUCUUGGUUUUUGGAGUCGUACCAGAAGAAUCCAGGGCAGGCUGCAACAUUUUUGAGUCACAUAAAGGAAGGAAUUGAAAGCACUGCACGAGAUAAUUCGGCUUUGCUUCUGUUUAGUGGCGGAGAGACUAGGAAGGAUGCCGGUCCUCGGAGUGAGUCACAGAGUUAUUGGACAGUUGCUGAAUCGAAAGGAUGGUUCGGGGAAGAAGAAAGUGUGAAGUGGAGGGCAUUAACAGAGGAGCAUGCAAGAGAUAGCUUUGAAAAUCUUCUCUUUAGUGUUUGUCGGUUCCGAGAGCUUACCGGGGCAUACCCUCAAAACAUAACUGUUGUAAGUUAUGAUUUCAAGGAAGAGAGAUUUGCAAACUUGCACCGCUCCGCGAUCGGCUUUCCGGAGUCGCAAUUCUUUUACACAGGCACACCAGCUUCGGCGACUUCAAAAGAAGCAGCUUUGAAAGGCGAGGCAUUGGUGAGGGCUCAAUUUCAACAAGAUCCAUAUGGAUGUAUCGGAUCGCUUAAGAAGAAGAAAGUAAGCCGUGAUCCUUUCCACCGGUCAAUCCCAUAUCCGAAUGGAUGCCCGGAAAUUGAAGGUCUGUUUAGAUACUGUGGGACUGUUCCGUAUCAAGGUUCACUCCCAUGGGCAUAGCAAGAUUAACCAUAGCAAAAGACACUUGAUCACAUGAUAUAAAUACUUGUUAAAUAAAAUUUCAAUAACCAAAUCAAUAGAGAAUGAAGGUGAAUAUAUA
Hibiscus syriacus is the source of this 1326-nucleotide messenger RNA. RefSeq lists its product as uncharacterized. Bases 189 to 1226 code for a protein of 345 amino acids. The record is from RefSeq and is a predicted model, not a curated record. The transcript has 3 exons. NCBI's taxonomy places the organism in Eukaryota, Viridiplantae, Streptophyta, Magnoliopsida, Malvales, Malvaceae. Gene Ontology annotation, cellular component: cytoplasm.